Molecule: messenger RNA, 1230 nt
Organism: Penicillium roqueforti
Lineage: Eukaryota; Fungi; Ascomycota; Eurotiomycetes; Eurotiales; Aspergillaceae
Product: Zn(II)2Cys6 transcription factor domain-containing protein
Exons: 2
Coding region: 1-1230 (409 amino acids)
Biological process (GO): regulation of transcription by RNA polymerase II
Molecular function (GO): zinc ion binding; DNA-binding transcription activator activity, RNA polymerase II-specific
Source: RefSeq, a predicted model, not a curated record
AUGACCACAUUACCCCCAGGCCGGCGUUCGCACCGGAAAUCGCGAUCUGGGUGCCUACAAUGCAAAAAGCGAAAAGUCAAGUGUGACGAAAACCAGCCACAUUGCCGAAAUUGUGAGAAGCACGGGGUGGUUUGUUCCUUUACCAGUGCCUCAACUGUGCUUUCCACACCGGCGAACUCAGCAGAGUCACCCGUGUCACUAUCUGGCCCAGAAAGCACUACAUCUGGAAAAAGUCGUGCCCUAGCACAAGUCUCCCAAGUCUUGCCAAGCCUGUCCUCAUUAGGACCAUUCCCUUCCACAUUGGCUGUUUUUGACCUGGAACUGUUGCAUCACUGGACAACGUCAACCUGUUACACACUAUCGCGCAGUCCCACUGUGCAGACUGUCUGGUGCAAUGAAGCACCUCGAAUCGGCUUUGCAACGCCGCCAGUAUUGCACACCUUGCUAGCAUUUUCUGCGCUCCAUCUAGCUCGCUCCGACGAAUCUCGACGUGCAGCCUGCCUCGCUCACGCACAGAUGCACCACAGCACCGCCGUGAGAGAGAUGAUCCCGCUCGUCUCACCGCUCGCACGAGAAAACGGCUCGGCACUUUUCAUUUUCUCCUCUUUAACGUGCAUGUUCUCCUGCGCCAAGCCAUCGGAAGAAGGCGAUUUCCUGGUCCUGUUUGAGCGCGGCAAUCUAUCAGAGUGGGCCCGUCUUUUCCGAGGGACAACGACUGUUAUCCAUACCGGCGGCGAGGAUCUUCGUACCGGGAGGCUGGCACCGAUCUUCACGAAUGGAGCUUAUUUAGCUGCUGCCCAUCGCUCGCCACAGGCCCUUGAGCAAGGCAAGCCGCAUGUGUGGGAGUUGCAGCAAAUGAUAUGGAGGGAGUGCGCGGCUGACCCAUCACUCCGGUCGAUCUACCAAGAGGCUUUAGAUGAACUUGCCCGAACAUUGGGCCUAGCUAUAAGACCUGGCAUCAUGCGGAGGCUCGAGACCGCGGAUAUCUUCCGAUGGCUGCUCGAUGUCUCGGAUGAAUAUUUAAAUCUUCUGCGCCAGGAAGCACCGAUUGCACUCAUUAUCUUUGCUCAUUGGUGCGCAUUUAUUCGUCAGAUCGAGUGGAUGUGGUGGAUGGAAGGUCUAAGCUCGCGCCUUAUGACCCAAUUAUACUCUGUAUUGGAUCCGAAAUAUCGAGAUUGGCUUUCAUGGCCACAACAGAUUAUUAAUAGGAGUCAUGAACAGACAGGUUGA